GGCGCGCGUCCUUCCCGGUAGCUGGGUCGCUUGUGUGUUCGGCUCGGACUGCUCCUUUCGCAUGGACCUACUUCCCCAUUUGUGUAACGAGGUGGGGAGAUGAGGCCGAGCUGACCUGGAAGCCUCUCGUUGGCCACUAUCCUUUCUAAGGAACUCGCCUUCCAGAGCCCACCUGCACAGAACUGGUGGGGACUCUUCUAGGAGCAAGAGAGAAUGGCGCACUUCAGGCAGCUCUCCCUGGGCUCCAAGGCUGCCCUGGCUGCGGUCACUGUCUUCGUGUCCAUGAUCGUCUCCCGCUCCUAUCUGGCACAGAGCCUGGAGCUCAGGGCCUGGCGAUGGCUGUUCCGCCUGCAGCUUGCUCUCUUUGUCAACUCGCUCAUGCUCAUUGGUUCCCUCUACAUCUGGCGUAGCACAGUGAGCAACCUCUGCCACUCCCCAGCAAUGGAGUCCACCUGUUUCCAGCUUUGGAAACUGAUUGUGAUGGUGUUUCUGGCCCUGGCCCAUUCCAGUUUCUUCACCAUGCUCUUUCUGGUGGCUGAGGAGCCCUAUUUCUUUUCCCUGGCGGCCUACUCCUGCCUGGGUGCUUACAUCAUCAUGGUGUUCUUCCUCUGCAUCCUCAGCGGCAUGGAGCAGGCCUACCAGCUGUUGGCCUGGCGCAGCGGUAGGAUCGUGGGCAGCCUUGACAAGUCAAGGAAGCUGGUGCUCAGGCCCGCCCUGGCGGUGGUGGUGACUGCCGUGCUCAGCAUGAUGGGGCUCCUGAAUGCUGCUAAGCCCCCAGCAGUGAAAACCGUGGAGCUGCCCAUCCCUCAGCUGCCCCUCUCUAUGAACAACCUCAAGAUCGUGCUCCUCUCUGACAUUCACUUGGGGCCCACAGUGGGCAGGACCAAGAUGGAGAUGUUUGUGAAGAUGGUGAAUGCAUUGGAACCCGAUGUCACGGUGAUUGUGGGUGACCUCUCUGACUCGGAAGCCUCUGUCCUUCGGACAGCUGUUGCUCCUUUGGGCCAGCUUCAUUCACGCCUUGGCACCUACUUCGUCACGGGCAAUCAUGAGUACUAUACGUCGGAUGUCAGCAACUGGUUUGCACUGCUGGAGUCCCUGCAUGUCCGGCCACUUCAUAAUGAGAAUGUGAAGAUUUCUGCCACGGGGGCCCAGCGUGGCGAUGGUGGUGGUGAAAGUGAAGACUGGAUCUGCUUGGCCGGAGUGGAUGAUAUCGAAGCAGACAUUCUGCACUACUCUGGCCACGGCAUGGAUCUUGACAAGGCCCUGGGGGGCUGCACCCCAGACCACACCAUCAUUUUGCUAGCUCACCAGCCCCUGGCUGCCAAGAGAGCCCUCCAGGCGCGGCCAGAUAUUAACCUGAUCCUUUCUGGGCACACACAUGCUGGGCAAAUCUUCCCGUUGAACGUGGCAGCAUAUCUCCUGAACCCCUUCUUUGCAGGUCUCUACCAAGUGGCCCAGACGACAUUUGUAUAUGUCAGUCCAGGGACCGCCUACUAUGGGAUUCCCAUGAGGCUGGGGAGCAGGGCAGAGAUCACAGAGCUCAUCUUGCAACAGGCUCCCUGAACCAGCCCUGUCCUUGGUACCCCUGCCCUCCCCUCCCCUCUCUGUCCCUCUUCAGAGUUAUUUGCCAGCUUGACCCUUCCAGCCAUGACGGCACCCCCUUGGUCACAAACCUGACAUGAACAGUGAUUUGUAGUGGGGCUGCCUGGCAAGUUCAGGCUGGUUGAAUUCUUUAAGUGGCUACUUGCUUUUUUGGUAUGCAUCUGUGAGGCCACUAAGGUCACCUAUAAGAGGACAUGCUUCUGUUUUCCAGUUGGUGUGAAGUGAAGUCCUCCUGCAGAGCUCACAGGGAAGAACCCCAGUGUGGGGUUCCUAAUUUAGAACCUGAAAGGGGCAAGAGUGUGUCUUCCUCUUGGUGUUUUUUUAAACCCUCUUUAGGACUUAGAUCUAGAACCUCUCUGGAGGUGGUAUUGGUAGGUAAUGUGGGACAACAGGUAAGGUCGGAAGCCCCUUGGAUUGCUGGAGAAUAUUUUCUUAUUCUGCUGGGAUCUGACAGAAUCAGCUUUAUUGAGGGCAUCAGCAAAAAAUGCUGGAACACAGAGGGCCUCUCGUGUUCAGGUCUUGAGUAAAGCCCUUUGACUGUGCUCUUGGGUGGCCAGGGCUGGGGGCCGAUUGAGAAGAAAAAAAAAAAAAAAAUGAGCUGAGCUCUCUGGCCUUGGUGGUAAUGCUGCUGCUUAUGACCUCGGGGGUUUUUUACCUCCCUUGUCUUUUAUACUUGGGUGAGGUAAUUAGGGACAGGUGGCUUCUGUAUUUAUAGAUGAGGAAACUAAGAGAAAGAGGCAGGGCACCCACAACAUGACAAGGUAUGUUGAAGGGCUGGGGAUGUAGCUUAGUGACAUAGCAUUUGCCUAGUGUACACAGGGCCCUGGGAUAGAUCCCCAACAUCAUGAAAAAGAAAGACGGGUUGGAGACUUGGGGCUAGAAGCCAGGUCUGCCUCCUACUGAAAGUUCUUUCCACUGUCUGGUGGUUAAGUAGCUUUAUUAUUAUAUUUGAGUAUAGAGCCUCACGCAGUUAACUGCAAAAGGAGAACAAACCAGAACCUGAUGUUCCUGCAGAGUUCUUUGCUGAAGUCUGACUUCCCUUUACCCACCACUACGUGGAACAGAGCCUACAAGGCAAUUAGCUAGCUUUGGUGUAGGCUGUUUUGUUUUUUUUUUUUGAGGAAGAGUCAGGAAACUGGGGCCCCCUACUUCUCACCCCAGGUUGGGGUCUGAGGAGAAGUGAAGGUUCACAAUCCACCCCUGGGGAAGUUGAAGCUUUCAUGGGGUGUGGCAGGGCUCUCUGCCUCUUGCAGGGCCUUUCCAGCUUCCCCUCCUGAGCCCUGGAGUUCAGGAACUGUUCUUCCUGCUGGGCAGAUUCCAGUCCACCUGUCUUGCCCCAGGCGAGCUGCCCUUAGACUCUGGCAACAGAAAUAACAGGAUCAUUCCUUGCUGGCCUCUAGACUCAGAAAAAGAAGUAGGGGUGACUGUCCUGGAGUGAGUCCCAACCUCUUGGCCUAGACCUUGCCAGAAGAAAGAACCUUGGACUUUGGAAUACCAGUAAGCCCUCCUCUUAGAAAGGCUUGAGAAAUCUGAGGGCUUGGGCUCAGUGUUAACUUCUGGGUAAUUUUUAGACAUGGGGCUGACAGGCUUUCUGACAGGGAGCAUAGACACUCUCUGAUGGGAGGGUCCCGCUCUCCUGCUCACUAGUGAGACAUCCUAGGUCAGCGAGGUGACCUCACAGCACUGUGGCUUUCAAGAUGGUUUCGUUGGGGUGGGAAUCAAGACAUGGUGCCUGAGUUCCUUGUGGCACUGUGCAUAGUUAUGUGAAUAUUUCAACAACAUGUGAGCUUGCUAAGGAACUAGACUGUGCACGGGUGCCCAGAGAAUUUCUGGAGCAACUGAUCCUGGGGAAUGUGGGUGAAUAGCAUGCCACCUGUUACCAGGGCCCCGUGAGAUGUUGCAGCAGCAACUCGAGGGAAAUUAUCUUCCCCUCCCCAUGUUAGUCUCCUUGGGUAGGCUCUGCCUGGCAGAUGGAGUGGCUUCGCUUUCUCUUUGUUCUUCUGAGUUCUCCAGAACCCCAUCCCUUGUUCCGGGGUAGCGAAGGCAUCAAAAGUGAACCAUCCCGUCAAGUUGAAUAAAUGAGGUGAAACUGAUGGUUUUCUUAUUUUUUUUU
Messenger RNA from Ictidomys tridecemlineatus (thirteen-lined ground squirrel), 3715 nucleotides. It is a transcript of the gene Tmppe, whose product is annotated as transmembrane protein with metallophosphoesterase domain. Gene Ontology annotation, molecular function: hydrolase activity. The record is from RefSeq and is a predicted model, not a curated record. NCBI's taxonomy places the organism in Eukaryota, Metazoa, Chordata, Mammalia, Rodentia, Sciuridae.